Dicentrarchus labrax (European seabass) is the source of this 1526-nucleotide messenger RNA. RefSeq lists its product as uncharacterized. The coding region runs from base 172 to 999 and encodes 275 amino acids. The transcript is spliced from 5 exons. NCBI's taxonomy places the organism in Eukaryota, Metazoa, Chordata, Actinopteri, Moronidae. The record is from RefSeq and is a predicted model, not a curated record.
CUGAAGUGAGCCCACAUACAGACCCUGGAGAGUGAAUUUGGGAAGAUAAUGCUCCAGAGUUGCGCAGUUUCAGGUCUGGCUGUAGUGCUUCCGGUUUGAGCUCUAGAAUAAACUGAAACUCUUUCAAACUAAAGAGAGUGGCACCUUAAGUGAUCUCUCAGGAGAAUCAAAAUGAGCAUUCGGGGACAGGAACAGGUGCAGAAGAAAUAUGAUCCCCUGGAUGCCACCCUGAAGUUUGUCAAGAGGAGGGACGACUUGGAUCCACUGUGUUCAGAUGAUGAUGAUGAAGACUGUCUCAGAGCAGAGAUGUCCUGCGGCCACGCUGUCACUCCUGACUCUCUAACACGGUGGUGUCGCAGCCAGCUGGAUGAGGGUAAUUACAAAUUCAGAUGCUGUGCAGUGGUUGAGGGUACCAAACUGUGCAAUAGACAGUGGUCGUACCAAGAGGUGCGCAGACUGGCUGAUUUGUCUGUUGAGGAGAUGCAGUACUUUGAAGAGACCAUAGCCCGGCUUGCUGCUGCAGAAUACUGUGAAGUUCAACCAUGCCCACAGUGCAGAACGAGUGUGGAGAGGAAGGAUCUCUCCAACCUUUGUGUCAAGUGCACCAUAUGUACAGCAGACCAGAACAAGACCUACCAGUUCUGUUGGCAGUGUCAGAAGCAGUGGAAAGGUGCAGGCCCUCGAUCUGACCGCUGCAAUAAUGACGGUUGCAUCAACAAGGACCUGCAACUUCUGCAGACGUGUAAGCUCAUCAGUCUGCCCGAGGUGGAGGGGGUCACAGCCUGCCCCUCUGUCCGAGCCUGUCCUACAUGCGGCAUGAGGGUGGAACAUAGUCAAGAAUACUGCAAAAAUAUCAGAUGUCCUCGCUGCCAGGUGGAGUUCUGCUUUGUCUGCCUGAAACUAAAGCGUGAAUGUUGCAAAACCAGUUCACCAUAUAAAAUCUGUCCUAGUGGUGUGGCUCCUAGACAGACCUCUAUCCCUGUGUGGCAGAGAAAAUGAAAAACAUUGAUACAUCUGUUCUCAAUCAACAAUUCAACCGUGGCUGUUUAAAUGUUUCAAUGUUACAUUACCCUGUAAACUCUUAACAAUUGUUGACAAAUGCAAAAUGUGAUUAAUACACAUGUUGUGGACAUGUAUCUUCUCUUUUACUUGUGGAUGUAUGCUACCUCCUUCUGGCCAGACCUUAAAUUGCACAUGACAACAAGGGUUUGGUGUUUUAUUGUGCUGUGAAUCAAUCACUAUGUAUUGAGUUACUGAUAAUGUUAGAUUAUAUAGCUAUACAUUUAAAUAUCCUUAAAAAUGUUAAUUUAUAUUUCAGAAUCUAUUUAGAAACCUUAUAUUACUCAUCACAGGAAUAUUGAAAUGUAUGCUUUUUAAAUUGUUCCUUUCUUUCUUUAUAUUUACAAAGAGAAAGUUUUUACUGUUAUUCCCCAAAUAAUCUGAUUCCACUUAUUCAGUUUUAUAAGCACAAAAAAUGUAGUUGAAAGAAGAACAUUUAAAAUGUUAGAAAUAAAGUUAUUAUCAAA